Molecule: messenger RNA, 2297 nt
Organism: Helianthus annuus (common sunflower)
Lineage: Eukaryota; Viridiplantae; Streptophyta; Magnoliopsida; Asterales; Asteraceae
Exons: 16
Coding region: 1118-2062 (314 amino acids)
Molecular function (GO): zinc ion binding
Source: RefSeq, a predicted model, not a curated record
GUUGUGGAUGGAGAUAGCCCUAACUCCCUCCUUCCCGAAUUGCAAAACACUCCAUCUUACCAAAACUUCCGGUAGUUGCAGGUUUCAUAUUUCAAAUUCAUGAUUUCAAGAACAAAUCCUCUAAUAACUUAUCGUUUUUGUUUAAUAUCAUACCACCACACAUCCACUUCCUUAACUUCUUCCAACUAUUCCACCAGCACCACUUCUUCUCCCCCAAAAAAACCUAACAUUAGUCGAUUCCAUACACUUCACCAACACCUCAAUAAUCCUCACUGAACCCAUCCCCCCACCUGCGCAUCCCCUGUGUUGUCAACUACAUAUAUGUAAGCCGCCCCCCUGCUCUAAUACAGUAACUUCAGGGCAAGAUGAUCGAGAUGUCCGAUUCACUGUUCAUCCAUCGUCCGUUCAAUGUGGAUCAGGUCAUAACACGUGGAUUGCUCAAAGAGAAAUUUCCAGUUCAUGGCCUACAGUUGUAAGGAAAAAGAAGCGCAUGAAGCAGUUGAAACUGCAGAAUCCACAAAUUCAAGUAGUUCAACCAUUGAUGAUGAUAAAGGAAAAGAUAAGGGGAAGCCUAGUCAGUUGGAAUUACUCAACAAAUUCCUGGAUGGUAACAAGGCUCAAGAGCCCAGCGAGGAUAAAGUCCAAUCAAGUCAACUUGAGGGGCUUAACAGAUUACUAAAUACAGAUGUUGUCGAGGCUGAACCUAAAGAAGAAGUCACCAAGGAGACUGAUAAUAAGCGGAUCACCGCUGCCAGGUGUGAAGCCACAGGAACUUGAUGACGUAAUCAUGAUCCCAAAGGAAACCAUCGAUAUACUUAAAGACCAAGUGUUUGGAUUCAACACUUUCUUUAUUACUAGCCAGGAGCCAUAUGAGGCUGGGGUGUUGUUUAAAGGAAACCUGCGAGGAUCGGCUUCUGUGAGUUACAAAAAGAUCGAAAAACGGUUGCAGGACUUGAAACACAAAGAAAACUCGCAGAAGGCUAUUGAGUGCUUGAAUGAUAUGGUGACAAACGCUUUAGUACAUAUAUUGUUUAAAGUAUAUGUCCAAAUUACGUGAUCCAUCAAUCUUCAAGUUUUGUGCUAUACCACAGAUAAUGGCAAUUGGAACACUAACUUUAUGCUGCAACAACAUUCAAGUUUACAGAGGGUGGUUAAACUAAGACUAGUCCUUAUGCUUGGAAGAAACACUGUUGAAAAAGUUUGGAUCCAACCGCCUAUGCAUCGUUCAUAUUCCGUUCCUGAUUUGAUGAAAGACGGAAGCGUAAAUCAAAUCGAGUCAUUAGGUGGCGUAUUCAAGAUAAUUCCCGCUACUCCAAAAGUUGCACAAGGAACACUUCCCACAAGUAAUACGAAUCCUACAACCAAAACUGACGGAACCGAUCAUAAAGAAGUGGGUGAGGACAUCGCAGAAGAAAAAGCUACGUGUAAAAUAUGUAUGGUUGAAUUAAAGGAAGGUGCCGAUGAUACCCUUAAAAUGGAGUGUAAUUGCAAAGGCGAGUUAGUGCUGGCGCAUCAAGAAUGUGCGAUAAAGUGGUUUAGCAUUAAAGGAAACAAAACUUGUGAAGUUUGCAAGCAAGAAGUCAAAAACUUGGCUGUUACUCUUUUAAGAAUUCAGAGGUCUCAAAGCCGAAUCCAUAGGGGAAAUGGAGCUAUGCAACAGUUAGAAGUUACUAGAUACAGAGUAUGGCAGGAUGUACCCGUUCUUGUGAUCGUUAGCAUGCUUGCAUACUUUUGUUUCUUGGAGCAACUUUUGGUAGAUAAAAUGGGUUCAGGUGCGAUUGCUAUAUCUCUGCCGUUUUCUUGCAUAUUGGGUCUCCUUGCAUCGAUGACAUCAACAACGAUGGUGAAGAGAAGGUAUGCAUGGGUUUAUGCAGGCGUUCAGUUCGCUUUAGAGCUUAACGUGACCGGGGUUUUAUCAGUGCUGCUUGCUACAUUUGCUGGCUUCAGUGGUGCGAUGUGUGUUACUUCGAUUAUUUACGAAUUUUUAAAAUUGAGGGAAAGGUGGAACAAUCGGCCAAACCAAUCUCGCUGGACCCCAGAAAUGGAGCCACCUCAGGAGUAAUCGGAACCUGCUCAUGCACCACAAGACGACGGUCAACAAUUAGGUGGUUUAAUACAGGCGGUUCAGCCGCAUCAACCUACAGACACAAGUCAGACCUCAGAGUGAAUCUGACAUGCAAGGAAGUCAAACCCAAGAGUCGGGUCGACAAUUCAUGUUGAUUAUGAAACAUAUUGUUGAAUGGACCUGUGUCAAUUGUAAGCAGUUGAUUUUGUUUAUAUUCAGAGUUUUUUUUUUU